Molecule: messenger RNA, 1802 nt
Organism: Engraulis encrasicolus (European anchovy)
Lineage: Eukaryota; Metazoa; Chordata; Actinopteri; Clupeiformes; Engraulidae
Gene: cpsf4
Product: cleavage and polyadenylation specific factor 4
Exons: 8
Coding region: 250-1059 (269 amino acids)
Molecular function (GO): zinc ion binding; RNA binding
Source: RefSeq, a predicted model, not a curated record
UCAAAGUUCACCCUGGCGACCCAAAGAAACCCGUGGAGGCUUGCUUGUUGAGCGCGUUGCAAUGCUUAUCUUCUUCCAUAUGUGAUGUCUAAAGCGAAAUAAAUUAUUCAUAUUUGGAGGGAAGUGAACAGUUGCUUAUUUGAUUUGCUACAAUUGACGACCUAAACUGUUCAACAGACUGAAUUAGAUAUUCAUAGCUAGCCUGAGCUAGCGCUACAGUUGUGCAAACUCGCUAACGAAAGAGUAAAAAUGCAGGAGUUAAUAGCCAAUGUUGAUCAUAUCAAAUUUGAUCUGGAAAUUGCCGUUGAGCAACAACUAGGUGCUCAACCUUUGCCUUUUCCAGGGAUGGACAAAUCUGGUGCUGCCGUCUGUGAAUUUUUCAUGAGAGCGUCUUGCAUGAAGGGUGGCAUGUGUCCCUUUAGGCAUAUAAGUGGAGAAAAGACUGUGGUUUGUAAACACUGGCUCCGAGGGUUAUGCAAGAAGGGGGACCAGUGCGAGUUUCUCCACGAGUAUGACAUGACAAAGAUGCCGGAGUGCUACUUCUACUCCAAAUUUGGGGAGUGCAGUAAUAAAGAAUGCCCCUUUCUGCACAUUGACCCUGAGUCCAAGAUUAAAGACUGUCCAUGGUAUGAUAGAGGAUUUUGUAAACAUGGACCAGAUUGCAGACACAGACACACACGAAGGGUUAUUUGCGUCAACUACCUGGUUGGCUUUUGUCCUGAAGGCAAAUCCUGCAAGUUCAUGCACCCACGUUUUGAGUUGCCAAUGGGAUCUACAGAGCAGCCUCCUCUACCCCUGCAAGCACAGAACCAGCAAAAGCCCAUCCCAUCCACAAACAGAUCAUCGGUGUCAGUGAUUCCGUUGACCAACAGCAAUAUGAACCAUCAGCACAGGAUGCCACAUCAUUUAGGACCAAUGAACUCCAUGGGACAAAACAACAUGGGAGGAAACAGAGGUCCUCGGCCACUAGAUCAAGUCACCUGUUACAAGUGUGGAGAGAAGGGUCACUAUGCCAACAAGUGUACAAAGGGGCAUCUGGCCUUCCUGAGUGGACAAUAGUCAUCUGGGAACCCUUUCAUCAUCAUGGUAUGAGCACCAAUCUCAGGACCUUCAAUGUGCCAGUCACAAUGCAUUCAGCCUUUACAAAUGUCUCGCCAGACUCAAGACUGCCUCAAAAGUUGAGGCAUUUGGACUUCACCUUUUUGAAAAAGGAAGCGUAUUGUACAGCUCAUCUGUUUUGUUUAACCUUUCAACUUGUGGCUUUGGCGCAGUGUUGAGAAAUGGCAUCUUUUAACCUGUGACAUUUUUUUGGAUUGCAAACAUGAACUGAAAUGGGGAUUUGUAGACAUCGAAUAAAUCUUUACCUUACCGCCUUAAUGACCCGGACACCAAAUUUUAUUACAAGAAAUUACUUGAUGUAGUCAAUGAAGCUGCAUCAAGACAAGACACGCAUGAACUCUGGAUCGUGGUCACACAUGGGAAACAGGACCGCAGGAGUGAUCUGUAAUUGUGUGAUUUCCCCCCCUCACUGUAUGAAGCUUGCAGUAGUAAUAUUUCAGCAGCCAAAUGCUGCCCCCAUGUGGCCAUUCUUGUAAGUGCUUCAAUUACAACUAAGUGGCACCAUUUUAUAAGCAAAAAAAAUCCACAGGUAUCUUGUAGGGCUGUACUAAAAACAUUGUACUGAAUGCAUACUCAUGUAAUAAGUUGUUGCCGUUGAUGCAUUACAAAAAAAUCUCGUCUCCUUCACUUUAGCUUGACUGUAAGAAUGGAAUAUUUGUUCAAUAAAAUGUUAUAAAAAUCUC